AUGGUUUCCACUAGACGGCCUGUCGUUUAUGACUGGAAACAAAACAAUGACGCAUGCGAAGGCGAUGGAGAGAGUGCAUCUUUCCUAUUCCAUUAUCUCCAAGGAUUGCUUAACCAACGAACCCUUCAGAGGAAACAGAGACGGGCCAGAAAUGAUGCAGGGACGACAUCUGUUUACUCUAAUUCUGUUCUUCUCCUUCAUUUUUUUUCCGUCAACUUGUCUAAAUUGACCGUACGAGCCCAGAAUUUGCCACCUGCUAGGUACGAUGGGUUCGUGUACGAGAAUCGUCAAGGUGACUUGGACUCCAUCCUGAUCGAAGCAUUCUAUGACCCUGUCUGCCCCGAUUCCAGAGACUCCUGGCCACCUCUCAAAGAAGCACUUAAACACUACCGUUCUCGUGUUUGGCUCGUCGUUCACCUCCUCCCCUUACCGUACCACGACAAUGCAUUUGUUGCUUCUCGCGCCUUGCAUAUCGCGAAUACGCUCAAUAGUUCGUUUACAUUCCCUUUGUUGGAGCAGUUCUUCAAGCAUCAGGAGAAGUUCUAUAAUGCCAAAACAAGCAAUUUGUCAAAAGUUUCUAUUGUGAAGGAAAUAGUGAAGUUUGCCACUGUAGCGGUUGGGAAUUCCUAUUGUUCUGCAUUUGAAUCUGGUUUUAAUGAUAGACAAACUGAUCUGAAAACUAGGGUGUCCUUCAAGUAUAGUACUUCAAGAGGGGUAUUUGGCACUCCCUCUUUUUUCGUCAAUGGAUUUCUGUUACCUGAUACUGGUUCUCCUUUGGACUACAAUGGUUGGAGAAGAAUUAUUGAUCCAUUGGUUGGUGCAAAGAGUAGUCAGAGCAUCAAUCUUCCCCAUUUCAGGUUUUGA
This is a messenger RNA of Dovyalis caffra, 864 nucleotides long. The record is from the annotation of a GenBank genome assembly. Lineage: Eukaryota; Viridiplantae; Streptophyta; Magnoliopsida; Malpighiales; Salicaceae.